Messenger RNA from Jaculus jaculus (lesser Egyptian jerboa), 2306 nucleotides. RefSeq names its product galectin 8 (gene Lgals8). The record is from RefSeq and is a predicted model, not a curated record. Gene Ontology annotation, molecular function: carbohydrate binding. The coding region runs from base 250 to 1341 and encodes 363 amino acids. The transcript is spliced from 11 exons. Lineage: Eukaryota; Metazoa; Chordata; Mammalia; Rodentia; Dipodidae.
UGCUGAGUCAUCUGACCGCAGUGUUGAACAUGGGGAGGAGACGCGGCUCUUAGGGAAUUUGGGGAUCGUCCUAAAAUUUAAGUGGUGGCUCCUCUGAGUUAGGACGACAAAGGGGCUUGCCUGUCUGGAGACUUCGGGGACUGGGCAAGUACCUUGGUUUUGAUCUGAGUAACAUUCAAAUGAAACUUAGUUAAAGCUUUGUAUGCAGAGGACAGUCUCCAAUCAGUAAACUCAAUAAGCUGGAAAAGAAUGAUGCUGUCAUUGAACAACUUGCAAAAUAUCAUCUAUAACCCGGUGAUCCCCUAUGUUGGCACCAUUUCUGAGCAGUUGAAGCCCGGAUCUCUGAUUGUAAUUCGUGGGCAUGUUCCAAGUGAUGUGGACAGAUUCCAGGUGGACUUGCAGCAUGGCAGCAGCCUGAAGCCUCGUGCUGAUGUGGUCUUCCACUUUAACCCUCGUUUCAAAAGAACCAAUUGCAUUGUUUGCAACACUCUGACAAAUGAGAAAUGGGGCUGGGAGGAGAUCACCUAUGACAUGCCCUUCCAAAAAGAAAAGUCAUUUGAGAUUGUGAUCAUGGUGCUAAAGAACAAAUUCCAGGUGGCUGUGAAUGGAAAACAUACCCUGCUCUAUGCCCACAGGAUUGACCCUGAGAAAAUAGACACACUGGGCAUUUAUGGAAAAGUGAAUAUUCACUCCAUUGGGUUUAGCUUCAGCUCAGAUUUACAAAGUACAGAGACAUCUACUCUGGGACUGGCGGAGAUAAGUAGAGAGAAUGUACAGAAGUCUGGCAUGUCACAGAUGAACUGGUUCCUGCAGCCUAGUAAUAGAGGAUACAUUUCUAAAAUUGUACCCAGAACUGUCUACACCAAGAGCCGAGACUCAACUAUUGAUCACAUUUUGCCUUGCACCAAAAUCCUACCUACCAGCUAUUUAUCAAAGAGCCUGCCAUUUGAAGCAAGGCUGAACUCUCCCAUGGGCCCAGGGCGAACAAUCGUCAUUAAAGGAGAAGUGCAUACAAAUGCUAAAAGCUUUAAUGUUGAUUUAGUGGCAGGAAAAUCAAAAGAUAUUGCUCUACAUUUGAACCCACGCCUGAAUAUUAAAGCAUUUGUAAGAAAUUCUUUUCUUCAUGAUGCUUGGGGAGAAGAAGAGAGAAAUAUUACCUGUUUCCCCUUUAGUCCUGGGAUGUACUUUGAGAUGAUAGUUUAUUGUGAUGUCAGAGAAUUCAAGGUUGCAGUGAAUGGCGUGCACAGCCUGGAAUACAAACACAGAUUUAAAGAACUGGGCAAUGUCGACACACUGGUGGUUGAUGGCGAUAUCCACUUGCUGGAUGUAAGGAGCUGGUAGCCACCACAACUGCCACAAAACCCAAAAUACAGAAUAGCUAACAUGCUACUGGCCAUGUCAAAUGCGUCUUACUGUAACCACAUUGUUUAUAUUGUUACACACAGAGGAUCAAGUCCUACUAGGUGUUCUCAGGCUUGGCCGUGCAGUGUGGCUACCUUUCUUUGAAGGAGCAAGUCUGGGCAAUCAUAGCUUAAUGUCAUCAAGGCUCUGCCCACUAGAGCUCCUCCUGUAAACUCACACUUAACAAAUACUUAUUAAGUGCCUCCUAUAAUGCAGUAGCUAGUAGGGACCAAGGGCAUGUUUCCAAUAUUCUCUGAGCUGGGGCAUAGACAUGGCAGUGCCCAGAACCAGUGUUCCCUGUUCUCUAGAGCUAAGGAGCUUGUGGUUUCCCACUGUACACUGUCUUCCUGUGAGCACUGCAUUAACUCAUUAAAGGGUACUUGGGAUUAAGGGUUAAAUAGCCAUUAAGUCAUAAUACUAACGGAUAGAAGACACUUUCCAUUAUCAGCAUUCUGUCAUCUCCUAAAACUAAAGGACUAUCUAUCCUAAAACUAAGGACUACAAAAUAGUUCCUAGGUCUUAUUAAGGCAAAAAAACCAAAAAACUGAAGCAUAACAAAAAUAAGUGUAAUGCUGCAAGCAGCAGACUUUCAUUUAGGUGAAUGCGCAGCCAAAGUCUGCGUGCAUCUGUGGCAAGUGUGGAGUCUGGAUGAAUGCAGUUUGUAAAACACUGAGGGUAACCAAGUAAUGUCUAGACAAGACUUAGUGAAUGCAUAAAACAAACACUGUCAAAGAAAAAUCUAUGCACAAGACCAGAGAAGCAGGCAGAGAUAAUAUAAAAAUGAUGUUUGCAUGCAAAGCAGCACUAGCCAGUGCAUCUGAAGAUGAGAGCCGAUUGUCACUGGCAAUGGAGAUCAAAACCUCUCUGCUUCAAGUGAUUAAACUCAAACAUGUAUCAGCAAGUCA